AUGGCCGGUAGACUCCUCCGAUGCACGCUGCCAGCUGCCUCCUGGGGGAUAAAGCGCCGGCGAACGAAGGGCCGUCGCCCUUCGCCUCCGCCCUCGGUUUUCGUCAGUCAAGAUGAGGAGGACUGCAUCCUCGGGCUCCUCAUGCUGUCGGGUGCCCUGCUCGACCUUCGCCGCGGGGUUCCGCCGCUGCAAGCCCCAAAGCAGCUGCUGUUUCUUCCUCCCCGAUCGCCGACGCCUCCGCCGGCGGAGGCGCAGGAGCAAGAAUCGCCGCAUCUGAUCUCAUUCCCUGGGCUAAUGCCGCUUCUGCCUCCGCCGGAGAAAAAGCAGCCUCUGCUUCCGUCCACAGCGCUGAAACAACAACGGCAGCAGAAGAAUGAGAGGCUUUCCCCUGCGACGCCUUCGACGGCCGAUCUGCGUAGCUACGAGUGCUCGGAAUGCGGAAAAGCAUUCUCUUCGUACCAGGCCCUCGGCGGCCACAAAAGCAUUCACCGGAAGCGUCGGGCGGCCAAUGACCGGACAGAAAAGCAGAGGAGACAUGUCAAGGCGAGAAGAGCAAUGGCGAUGUCAUCGGCCUCACUGACGGAGUGCUCGCCAAAGAAGGGACUGAGCAUCGACCUCAACCAGCCGGCGAUAGGAAUGGAUUAG
This is a messenger RNA of Zingiber officinale, 645 nucleotides long. Its product is annotated as zinc finger protein ZAT9-like. The transcript has a single exon. The record is from RefSeq and is a predicted model, not a curated record. Gene Ontology annotation, molecular function: DNA-binding transcription factor activity. The coding region runs from base 1 to 645 and encodes 214 amino acids. Lineage: Eukaryota; Viridiplantae; Streptophyta; Magnoliopsida; Zingiberales; Zingiberaceae.